UCAAAUAAAAAAUUUUGCAGCUGACUUUUAGGACAACUACUGAAACAGCCACUCCAUACUUCUUUCACUUUUUCACACUAAAGAACUGAGACCUGGAUACCCUAAAUGAGCAGUUAUAAUCAAACAUCUUACUGGUAUUUCUUUUUAUUUUUUAUUUAAUUAAUUUUAUUUUUUUAAUGUAUGGUGUGGCUAAGUAAUAUAAAUGUGUCUGCUUAGUCAGAAAAGGUUAUCCUUGACCAUGUUCCCACAGGUUCUCAUUCGCUGAUGGUUUUUGCCACAUACAUUGCUGGACAGACACAGUUUCCUGAGUUCACUCUUGUGCUGAUGCUAGAUGAUGUGGAAGUGAUGUACUAUGACUCAGUAUCUUUGAAAGCUGUCCACCGCAGUCAGAGUAAUUCAAGUGAUGACAAUGCGGGUAGUAUAUUCAGUGAUAUAUAUGACAUCAUGAAAGAUCAAACAUUUUAUCUUAAGGACCACCAUAAUUGCACAGAUGGUAAGUGCAACCCUAUCAAUUUUGUUACCAUUACAUUUUUGUUGUUGUUGUUGUUUUUUUUUGUUUGUUUUUUGGGAACAUGUCUUCGAGUUAUAUAACAAUUAUCACAUUAUGGCUCAUAAUAGAUUUUCUCAAGCUCUUUUUAGAAGCUAAAUUAUUAUUAAAGAAGUAAUAUUUGAAGUAAUAUAAGUAAAACUAUUAUAUAAUCAUAAAAAAGUGUUUUAUUUCACUAUGCCAGUGAAAACUAACCUGUUUGAUUCCUAUCCAUUUUAAGGUUUGCAUGUUUAUCAGAAACGUGUUGGAUGUGAAUUGCUUGACAAUGAUCUGCCAGGUUUGUUUCUUUCAUUGGAUGCUUUUAAUGGACAAAAUACUGAAGAGUUCACCUUUGAUGUGGUAAAAAGAACUAUGCAAAUUAAUUUACCAUGGAUGAGAAUAAAAGGCAUGGGUCAGGUGGAAUGGAUUCAUGUGAAGUUUCUGUAUGAACAUAUUUAUCAUCCUGUUUGCAUGAAGACUUUGCGGGCAUUCCUGGAAAAAGAAAAGAACACUGUGAUGCGAAGAUUGAAACCCAAGGUCAGACUCUUUAGAAAGCCUCUUACAGACUCUCAAGGGCUUCAGAUCAGCUGUCUGGCCACUGGUUUUUACCCCCGGCACAUUAACCUGACCCUGUUCAGAGAUGGUCAGCCUGUGGAUGAUGAUCAGAUCACAGGAGGAGAGACUCUGCCCAACGGAGACGGAACAUACCAGAUGAGGAAGAGUUUGGUGAUCAAUGAAGAAGAACUACAUGACACAUAUUACAAAUGCACAGCAAACUACCUAGACCUGGACAACAAACUGGACAUUGCUUUUGAUGAGGAUCUAGAAAAAACUGACUUUGGAUCCUCUGCUCUGUCUAUAAUUAUCAGUGUGCUGCUGUCCAUGUGUGUGGCUGUUCUCAUCAUAACUGCACUCAUCCAGUGGAGGAAGAGACGAGCUGUUGGACCAGUCUCCAGUACUUCACAUCAAAUUGGAUAUUCACCUACUUCAAUUUCAGAACAAGAAAAAAAUUGAAAGAUUUAUGGCCUCAAAUAAAUAUCUUGUACAGUUUUAUUUCCUGCUACUGCCCAUUCAGGUCUUGCAAAUGGGUUGUCAUUGCAAAUGUCAUUACAGCAACCAUCUCGAUAUUUAUUUCAUUAGUACUGAAAGACUUUUUGAAAUUUUCAUGAUUGCAUUAUGCAUGUCUUAUUAUAAUACAAUUUCAAAUAAAUUUUUCUUUAAAUUGUCAAA
Carassius gibelio (silver crucian carp) is the source of this 1756-nucleotide messenger RNA. Its product is annotated as HLA class I histocompatibility antigen, alpha chain F-like. NCBI's taxonomy places the organism in Eukaryota, Metazoa, Chordata, Actinopteri, Cypriniformes, Cyprinidae. Gene Ontology annotation, cellular component: external side of plasma membrane. Bases 899 to 1540 code for a protein of 213 amino acids. The record is from RefSeq and is a predicted model, not a curated record. The transcript is spliced from 5 exons. Gene Ontology annotation, biological process: immune response.